CCUCCUGCCAUCGGACACACAUCACUCACUCACUGCCGGUGCCGGCGAGUUCAGUUCAGCUAGGAGUAGCAACUAUGUUUUGCCUUGUGCGGCGGCUGUUCCCGUUCCUGCUUGGCACGGCGGUGGGCGCGUACAUGGCGCAAAACUACAGGGUCCCCAACAUCCGAGGCCUCGCCGAGCGCGGCAUCGACGACGCCAGGCGCUACGAGGAGGCCUACCGCAGGAAGGGGAAGCCCGCUACUUGUUCUGACGCCGCCGCCGCCGGGAGCAAGAAGAAGGCCGCCGCGGUGCGCGUGGACAUGGACGACGACGACGACGACGACGACGAGUAGCUGCUGCUGCUGCUACCUGCUAGGGACGUUUCAUGUUCCGUGUCUGGGUUAAUUAGGUUUCGGUAAUCUCAGCGUGCUGGUGAAAUCUAUGUGUAACUAAGUCGAAUAACACUGUAAUACAAAAUGAAUGUUGCAGCUGGCUCGUCAUGCUGCAAUUCUGUAAAUGUUUUUCUAAACCAAAAAAAAAAAUGCAACUCUGAUCGAUAUGUGAGUUGGAGAAUCA
Molecule: messenger RNA, 555 nt
Organism: Sorghum bicolor (sorghum)
Lineage: Eukaryota; Viridiplantae; Streptophyta; Magnoliopsida; Poales; Poaceae
Exons: 1
Coding region: 75-332 (85 amino acids)
Source: RefSeq, a predicted model, not a curated record